Messenger RNA from Monoraphidium neglectum, 630 nucleotides. RefSeq lists its product as hypothetical. Bases 1 to 630 code for a protein of 209 amino acids. The record is from RefSeq and is a predicted model, not a curated record. The transcript has 6 exons. Lineage: Eukaryota; Viridiplantae; Chlorophyta; Chlorophyceae; Sphaeropleales; Selenastraceae.
AUGCAGGUCUCGACGCGGAGUCUCGCGCCCUCUCGGCCAGCCAGGGGACAGCUGCAGACCUGCCACGCAGCCACAGGCGUCAGGCAGCAGGUAGCCGCGGCCGCCGCCGCCGCUGCGCUGCUGGUUGGCGGCGCGGCGGCACCGUUGCCGGCGGCGGCGUUUGGGCCGGUCAAAGUCAAGCUUGAAAAUAUCCAAGUCACUCAAGUGCCCUGUGACACCGGCGUGGGCACUGUGGGCGGCGUCACCUUCAGCGGCGCGAGGAGCAAGGCGGCCUGCCUGGACGUGGGGGCCCAGGCUACCAACCCCGAGAGCAAGCCACUGUUCAACGCCGAUGUCUUUGGCCGGAUCUACGAUGCCAACCAGGAGGCCAUGAUUGAUGACAACGAGUCGAUCCGCAUCGCAUACAUCGAUGAGAUCCCCCCCGGCAAGUCCGAGGUGCACUUCAAGCUGUUUGUGCCCCUGGAGCAGUACAAGCUGGGCAAGCCCACCCUCACCGGGUUCAAGGCCACGGGCUUCCCUGGCGGCAACCUGCCCAAGACCGGCCCCGGCAAGGUGGACGCGCAGCAACUGAGCGAUUGCGAGAUCUUGGGAGACUGCGAAGAUCUGGAGCUGGAGGCAGCCAUUCGGUGA